UUAACCAACUCUUGAGAGGGGUGAGGGGGGGAGGGUCGCAUUGUACACUAACGGGAAAGCAAGAAUAUGUAUUCCUCAGAGCAAAGUAUCUCCCACGACUGGUGAGCAGUGAAUUCCUUAGUCAGUUGAAUCGUCUACAAACAACACUAGAUGAAAGCAAGUGACCCAUAAAAUAUCGCUGGGCAUCACUCAGGAAGCAGAGUGCAAGAGGAUAGAAAUGAAACACAACAGGCAAUAUGGCUGAACUAGUACUCUGAAUGACAUCAGUGAGCAGGCUCGGUUUUUAGCGAGUAUUGAAGAUCAGGGGUCCUUCUCCAUUACUAUUAUAGAAGGUUGUGGGGCUGAGACAACAUUGUCCUCAUAAUGCCUCAACAAGCUUGCUCCAACAUCCUGGAUGGGCUAUACGAACUUCAUGAAACUAUUGGAUCAGGCGGAUUUGCAAAAGUGAAAUUAGCAACACACAUUUUAACAGGAGAGAAAGUGGCUCUUAAAAUAAUGGAUAAACGACAACUUGGGGAAGAUUUACCACGCAUUUAUUUGGAAAUUGAAGCAAUGAAGCAGCUGGCUCAUCAGCAUGUAUGUAAACUCUACCAAGUGCUUGAGACAGACACAAAAAUAUUCAUGGUUCUUGAAUACUGUCCUGGUGGAGAGCUAUUUGAUUAUAUAGUUGAAAGAGAUAGGCUAGAGGAGGAUGAAGCAAGAAUAUUUUUCCGCCAAAUCACAUCUGCUGUAGCAUAUGUCCACAACAUGGGAUAUGCUCAUCGAGAUCUGAAACCAGAGAAUUUGUUACUGGAUGAUGAUCAGCAGUUAAAGUUGAUUGACUUUGGACUUUGUGCCAACCCAACUGGUGGUCUGGAUCAGCAUUUAGCAACUUGUUGCGGCUCUCCUGCAUAUGCUGCCCCUGAACUUGUAUCUGGACGAUUCUACUUAGGUUCUGAAGCAGACAUCUGGAGUAUGGGAGUGUUGUUAUAUGCACUUCUGUGUGGCUUUCUUCCAUUUGAUGAUGAAAAUUUGGGAAUCCUCUACAGAAAAAUUCAGGCAGGUGCUUAUGAAAAUCCCGAAUGGUUAAGUCCCAGUAGCUGUGACCUGCUUGCAUCAAUGCUUCAAGUGGAUCCCAAAAGAAGAAUCAGUGUGAUGCAACUCUUGACACAUCCUUGGAUUGUUGCAGGUCAGCCACAUCCUGUGGAUGUAUCAUCUAAAUACAAGACAUGUGGUGUAGAUGAAGACGUAAUCACUGAAAUUGCAGUACAUCAGGGCAAAUCUAGAGUUGCAGUGCGACAGGCAGUUUGCCGAUGGACCUAUGAUUACCUCACAGCAACAUACUUCCUGCUACUGGCACAGAAAAUGAAGGGAAAACCCCUGAAACUAAUCUCAAAAGUAACAACUCUUGGAGAAAUAGCGUCUCAUAAGGCACCAGCUCGAUGUCUUAUAGAACAAUUAAACUAUGACAAAGACAAAAACUCUUCGAAUCACAUAGGCCCUGUAUCCAACACAAUAGGCAGCUCGCCACGAGGAAUGCACACAUCACUUGAGGGGGGACUCAAUGAUGUCGAUCUUCUCUCCAUAGGUCAGAAUUCUCCACUAAAGGAAUGUAGCACAGAAUUUGAACUCACACCACUAACAUCACCAAAGAAACGUCGCCCAUCAGUUAAUGAUGAGGAAAAGGAAAAUUUUGCUCAGCCACGAAUACCAACACCAGGGCACAAGUCUCGCAAGAAAGCUACACCAUCUACACCAGUACCUGUCAAGUUAUCACCAUCCAGAUCAGUAGAUAGUGGAUUAAAUGAAUAUUCAUCACCCUUAAAAUCUAGGCAUUUAGCGUCUAAUAACGAUGAAUGGGGUUGGACGCCAGAACGCACUCCUCGAUCUUCAAGAAAAGUUUUUGGCAGUAUUGAAAAGCGCUUAGAUAAAAUGAGAAACAUGCUUACACCUCGUAGAAAGCUGAAUACAGAUUCCGGUCCAUGCAUUGUAGAGAACAAAAAUUUGUAUAAUGUGAGUACAACAGGAAGUAGGAACCCUGAUAAGGUUCUUCAUGAUCUCCGGCAGGCACUCCUUAAUAAGGGCAUCCUUUGUAAUCAGAAGGGCAGGUACACAUUGCGUGGAAAGGUUCGUGACGAUGUCGGUGGUGCAAAGUUGAGCUUUGAGUUGGAGGUGUGUCGAGUACCACGCCUCGAUGUUGUAGGAAUCAGGCGCAAGAGAUUGAAAGGUGAUGCUUGGAUCUACAAGCGUGUGUGUGAGGAGGUGUUGCGGCUUGCUCAGAGUACCUCGUCCAACAACACUCCUACCUCCACGAAAAGUACUCCCAUGAAUGGGUCUUCUUGUGUUAAUCAAACCAUUGUUCUGGCUUAAUGUGUGUGUUUUUACAGUGAAGCAGGGGUGAUCAUGUACAGGUUUUAUAUGAAUGGGUAGGAAUAUAUUUAUGCAAGGGCAAAUUUUCCUGAAGAUACAAAUUAUAAUUACUGUGAUGUGCAGCUCAUUUUUAUCGCAUGCUUGAAAGCUUGAGAGUUGAGAUAAACUAGAGACCAGACUUUCAUUGAUCUCUUUAACUUGCCUUAGCGACUUUUAAUGGUGCAUUUAACUUGAUAAAUUAAUUUGAUUAUCACAUUAGGGAAGCAGUCAUGCAUUGAUUGUGGUUAGCAUUAAUGGGCAAGAUGUGUACCUUUUUACAAUGUCCAUUCCACAAAUACUUGAUGCAGUGAUGAUGUUGGGACUUGCUGCUUAGGCUGAUGCAAUGACCCAAGGUUAUCACUCCAGGCUGAAACAUGUUUUAAAUUUUUAAUACAAAUUCAUACACACAUUGCUGAUUAAUGACAUUUGCUCAAACCCAGUUUCACAGUUUAAAAUCAUAAUUGUAUAAAACAUUUUACUAGAUUCCUUACCUUUUCUCCCCAUUAUUCCUUUUUUAUUAAAAGUUUGUAAAUUUUUUUAUUAAAAAAAAAAAAAUACCCUAACAUUUUAUUGAAAUAAACCAAUAACAUGACUCUAGUUUUCAGGUUUUUAUGAAAUUCUUUGAAAUUUGUUAUAGGGAUUUAGUCAGACUUGGGUACAACCUCACUGCAAAUAACUCUCAAGGCCAGGCUAGAAAAACUCAGAAUUCAUCAAAGGUACAGACAGGGCCAUAUUACUGUAGAUGCUUUCAGCAGAUUUUUAAGUUGCUGCUUAUAGCUGUAUUUACCUAAAAUACAAACACCAAAAUUCUCACAGACUUCGUUGGUUUUUCUUUAAGUAUCUAAAAUUUUUGUUGUGUAUGGCAGUUGUAUUUUAUUACUAAGUGAGGAAUUUUAAGGACACAAAGCAUAGGAAUAAUCAUGGAAGAUGGAAGUCCAAGAAGUAAACCCAUCUGAAUCUGUAUCAAAUUAGUUUACAUUCAUCUGUUCUGAAGUGUAGAAUCUGUAUUAUUGGGUUGUCCGGUACCAGUGUGUUAACUUAUAAUUUGUUUAGCAAAAUACUGGGAUUUUUAAGCAUCAAUACCUGAAUAUGUACAUUGUACAUUAAAACAUUGCUGAUUUGUCACUCAUAAAGGAGCAAGAAAAGAAAAGCAAUUGAUUAACGUUGUUUUGUGACCAAAGCUGAAUUUGUCCAGAUGUUACCAGGACACUUGAAAGCUGGUGUUGUAAUUGACUUGUUAGGUCAGCCUCAAGACUUAGACCUAAAAAAGAUGAGUUAGAACCAUGAGACUGUAUUGACUGUCUUUUAGCAUGACAGUUAAUAUAAUGGGGAAGCCCUAAACUUGUAGGGGUAAAUGAGAAGUAGGUUUGAUCCAAGGAAGGGAAGGAUAACUUUAAUUCACUGGAUGAGAAGCAUUUUACCAGUAUCAAGAACCCCCAUUGCCUUCCUUUGAAAUAUGUUGUUCUGCUCAGUGAGGGUGGCAGAACUCCAUUACAAUAGUUUACUCUUCAUCUUGAGGUGUCAAACUGAUUUUAAUCAGUUUUAAUAUUUUUGCUUUUGUUACGCUCCCGGGUCUAAGGCCUUAAGCAUGUACUUUCUUAUUAGAGCAUAACAAUUUCAGACAGAGUUUGGGGGAUACUAAUAAUCUUCAAUAAAACUUACUUUAAUGAAGUAGUUGAACAGAUUAUAGGUAGUAGAUUGGCAGACAGCAACCGCCCUGGGAGGUACUACCGUCCUGCCAAGUGAAUGUAAAACGAAAGCCUGUAAUUGUUUUACAUGAUGGUAGGAUUGCUGGUGUCCAUUUUUCUGUCUCAUAAAUAUGCAAGGUUUCAGAUACGUCUUGCUACUUCUUACACUUAGGUCACACUACACAUACAUGUACAGGCAUAUAUAUACACACACAUCCCUCUGGGUUUUCUUUUAUUUUCUUUCUAGUUCUUAUUUUUGUUUAUUUCCUCUUAUCUCCAUGGGGAAGUGGAAUAGAAUUCUUCCUCCGUAAGCCAUGCGUGUUGUAAGAGGCGACUAAAAUGCCGGGAGCAAGGGGCUAGUAACCUCUUCUCCUGUAUAUAUUACUAAAUGUAAAAGGAGAAACUUUCGUUUUUCCUUUUGGGCCACCCUGCCUUGGUGGGAUACGGCCGAUGUGUUGAAAGAAAAUAUCUUUGUCAAGAAUGCUUACUGCACGUUAUACUUCAAGUUUCCUAGAUUAUGCCUCAAAAUACAUGGUUACAGAGACGUUAAAUCUAUAGAAUGUGACGUAUAUACAGGUACUCCUUCAGAGUAGAAUAUCUAGUCUUCAUACUAGAUCAGUCAGUUUUAUACAAUUUAUCAGAAUAUACAAUUGAGAAAAACAAGUCAGUCAGUCAGUUUAUAAGAUCAGAGCAGGAGUGUUGACUCGUUUGGCUGGUAUUUCCACACUGACUCCAGCUCUACAGCGAGCAUGAAGGUUAGGUAGAUCAAGUGACUAUUACCACCACCUGCUUGGCACAGAAAGGAGGAGGGGGGUUGUAUAAUAACCAAACAGAGUUCAUUGGUUUUAACUCCUAACCAUUACCUAUCUCAGGUACACAGACCAGUAACAUAGUAAUAGUAAUACACUAGAACAUAAGUGAUUGUGGCCACAAAAUUAUUAUUAUACAAACAAAUAAUCUUAAUAAUAAGGGAAAGGUAGUAGAGGUGCAACACUUUAAAUGUCAGUAAGUGGAUUUUCUGCAGCACAGUCAUAGAGCAAUAUUUGAAUAAAUAUGAGCAAUUUAAGAAUCGUGUAGCAUAAGAUGGAGUGAAUGAGAUUAAGUAAACCAUCUAUAUAACAGACCAGAACUACAAAACAAAGUUCAGCGACUCACUUCGGAAAUGACAGAGUUCAUUGGUUACAGAAUUUUCAGUUAUUGUUACUGUCAUGGCAAAACAAUCACCUUUCUAUCCACCACAAUUGCCAUUACUGGUUACCUGCUCUCCUCUAUUAGUCCAUUAUAUUGAGGGUUUACUCUUUAGAGUUUAAAGCCAUUGUGUUAUGCUGUUUUAUUUAUUCAGGUAAAUCUAAUUAAAAUUUUGUAAAUAUGUUAAGUAUAAAUAAUUGGAUUUUUUUUUUAAUUGCAAUUUUAGUUUUUUGGAAAUUCGAUACUAAUGCUAUGCUGAAGAAUACAAGUCACAAUACCAUGGCUGGAACAAUUCACAAAUAAUCAACAAUGAAGAGAAAAUUUUAAACAGCGUAUCAGUAAAUAUUUAUAUGACAUGUAUAUGUACGUUCAUUCCUAAAAAUAACUGUUGUAUAAAAAGCAUUAUGGAGAAACAAAAGUUGGAAUUUCGGUCUGAUGUAUACUAUAAAAAAAAUUUGUUAUAGGUAAAUAUACAAACGUUCUUUACCUAACUUCCUGGUUGAAUAUCUUUAAGGGUGAGCUAUUCAAGUUUGUUUCAAGAACUGAUACUUGACAAUGGUUCUAAACAGACUGAAACAUCUUUUCUCCAAAUCAUGAGUUAUUUGUGAAUUGCCAUCCUGAUACCACUGCUGUACUUAAGUAGCUGAAGAAGAGAGUAUAUUUUGAAUAUUAAAACCUUUAUUUAUGCAAUUAUUAUUUUGUUAUAACUUGUAGUAUAUUUUUAUCAAGUUCUGUAGAUGAUUUCUAGUGUAUUCCUCCCUUAAGGGUAUACUUUGCUCAUUGAACCAGUUAGAAUUCUGAUUAUGUAUAUAUAUAUUACAUUUUAAGAAAGACUUAAAGCAAGGUUUUUAUUAUCAAAUGCCAGCUGACAUGGGACAAAAGCUUAACAAAUGAACAAGUUUAUUUAAAAAUAAGAUAGACCUUUGUAUAAUGCAUUAUUUAUAUACUUUCUGUAAAACCAGUAUUAUAAAAAGCAUUGUGUACAUUGAAAAACUUGGGGAAACAUAGAAUUAAGUUCUAGGAUUCAUGUGUGUAAAAAAUAUAGUAAACAAAUAUAUAAAUGUUUUACAUGAUAGGA
Molecule: messenger RNA, 6342 nt
Organism: Cherax quadricarinatus
Lineage: Eukaryota; Metazoa; Arthropoda; Malacostraca; Decapoda; Parastacidae
Source: RefSeq, a predicted model, not a curated record